Molecule: messenger RNA, 980 nt
Organism: Echinops telfairi (small Madagascar hedgehog)
Lineage: Eukaryota; Metazoa; Chordata; Mammalia; Afrosoricida; Tenrecidae
Product: protein FAM47E
Exons: 6
Coding region: 1-675 (224 amino acids)
Source: RefSeq, a predicted model, not a curated record
AUGAGUUGUCUCCCGAAGACUCGUGUGUCUCGUUCGCGCCAGUGGGUCUGUGAAGACAAGAAGCCACAGGGAACAGACUUGCUCCAUGGCCCUCUUCUCUACGACAGUGUUCGAAAAGGAGUUGAUGACUUCUGCAGAUGGGCUACUGCCAUUGGAAGCUCAAAAAUUGAUGAAGAGUUCAUCCUGCAACAGUUUGACAUUGACUGUGAGAACAAGCCAUCCUGUGAUGCACUCCACACAAUGAGAUUAAACAAAGUUCCCCAGGACCAAAAAUCCAGUGUGGGGCCAAGUAAACUACGGGAGCUGGAUCUGCCCUUCCAGGAACUGGACUUUAAGAAGAAACUCCAAAAACCACAGAAUCCUUAUAAACGAGAGUGGGUGAAGAUGAGAUAUGGAGCAUGGUAUCUGAACACCAAGUUGUGGAAAAAGCAAAGAGCAGACGAGCCUUUGGUUGACCCCAAGAUCUUACAGAAAGCACAAGAUGAGAAUUUUCAAAAGGAGCUGCAGGAAAAGGAGGACUUACUUGAAGAGCUUCACUGGAUGAUUGCCUUUAAGGAUUUCGUUCUAAGGAGAGGCUACCGGAUGCCCAGGUUCCUUGAGAAGAUGAAUAGCAGAAAAGAAUGUAAAUCUAAAAGUAAUAAGAUUCCUAUAAAACAAUCAACAAAUACUAAAUGAAGCAUAGAAGAAUCUUGGGAAGAUGGUUAAACAGUUGCAGAAUCUGUUUUAAAUUUACUACGCAUUGACUACUUCUCUUUCUCAUUUUACACAUCAAACGGAAUUUAUGAUAUGUACCUGUGAUAGUUAGGUUUUUUGGUGCCAACAUGGCUCCCAUAGGAUCAUGUGGGCGGAGUUUAGCCUGUCAAUCAGGUUGCAGCUUGAUUGGGGGCAACUGAGAUAGUCUCUCUGCAGCUGGCUUCUCUCUCCCUGGAGGCGGGCCACACCCUCUCUCUGCUUUCACCUUCCUGUUGACAAGCCAAGUA